Molecule: messenger RNA, 6341 nt
Organism: Anopheles funestus (African malaria mosquito)
Lineage: Eukaryota; Metazoa; Arthropoda; Insecta; Diptera; Culicidae
Product: general transcription factor 3C polypeptide 1
Exons: 7
Coding region: 105-6230 (2041 amino acids)
Biological process (GO): 5S class rRNA transcription by RNA polymerase III; transcription initiation at RNA polymerase III promoter
Cellular component (GO): transcription factor TFIIIC complex
Molecular function (GO): DNA binding
Source: RefSeq, a predicted model, not a curated record
CCGCCAUAUGUACGCUGUCAUUGUACUGUCAUUGUGACAAAGUGUCAUGUAUACAAACAAGUUUUCAGACGAUGUAGAUUGGUGGAUGUAGUUUAGAUGCAAAAAUGCUACCGAACGCAUCUUUAACAUCGAUAGUAAAUGAAGAAAUAAGUUUGGAAGGUCUUGAAGGCAGUACGCUAGAUUCACUAUGGAACCACAUAGCAUUGCGGAUGAAACUGUCGAUGCCAUUGCCCCCAAAGCUGAUGGCAUCGAUCUGGACGAUGGUUUUGCGUAAUACGGAAUUUGAGUUUUAUCUGUUGCUAAGCGAAAGAAAACCAUUCGCACACUUUAACCGGCUGGGCAAUCUUGAUCCGGAAAAUGGUAUCGCCGUGCAGCCGAGCGAAUUUCCGGGCCAUCGGUUUGCGUACCGUUUGGUGGAAGCGAAUGGUAUCCGAGGAUCGUGCGAAGAAUACGACACACGAACAUUGAUUCCGCGGGACGAGUUGCGUAAAAUCAGCUGCAUUGAUGCGGAGCUAAGAUAUGGUCGGAAAUUUGUCAUCGUAGCAUCGCAGCGUAUGCGCGAAUCAUUUUUAAUCAUUCCGAACUGUACGGCCGAACUGACUGGUAUGCAGUACUGCAUACUCGAAUGGAUCGGUCGUUCCCGGUUCCAUGGGGAAACAUCGCACGGCAAGUACUCAUUGGUGGAGAUUUCCGGCGAUUCAAGCUCACUGUUUUACCACCGUAAGGUUCUCAGUUCCGCAAAGCUGAUCACGCGCCAGAACCUCUCGAUCCGUAUAGAUGAUGUCAGCAUUCAGGGGAUGGUAUUUCAUCUGCCGCGUUACUACACGGAGAUGAAAACGAAGCAAUUGCUUAUCGUGGAACGGGUCGUUAGCGAGCUCAAGAAACGUGAACACUAUAUGGCGGAUUACGAAGAAAUUAAGCUGAUGGUGCUGAAUAAAUCAGACGCUGGCAAAUUGUUUCGCUCGCCCGAAUUUCAGCGCUUCAUCAAAACGGACGAGACGGUUUCGUUUCGUACGCUGUACCCGAAUGCACCGCCAAGCUCGUACCUAACAAAGCGAGGUGAAGAAAAGAUGAUACGCGUGAUGCGAUUAAUCGACCCAAAGGCGGACGUGUACGAUAUGUGGAGCCGUGAAGCGGCCGACGAAGGUGGAACUGAUACGAAAGAAGGUUUUCUAGCCAGCGCCGAUAGUAAAGCGCUUUACGUUGACAUACCACUGCUACAGCUGGCGUAUAACGUGAUUGCAGAACAAGGUGGAAAAGGAAUAUCACAAUCGGAAAUGGCCCAGGAGCUGGGAUUGGAUAAGUUAAACGCGCGUGCUGUUGUGAAAAAUAUGACCAAGCUCAAAAGCAUCGAAAGCAUGGCCGUAGACGAGGGCAGACAGCGAACUUCCAAAUUUUUCAUACCCGGCAGCUCACAACGGUCGGCCUUAUUUGAGAAGGAAAUGUCCCAAUACGUAACGAACCAGAUGAGUUUGAUGGAAAGCCGACAGCAAAUCAAAAGCGAACCGGAAGAAGAACCUGUCGAGCACAGUGCACCCGAAAUCGUUGCCGGCAUGAGCUUUUCCACUGAAACUACAGCGUUCAUUAGGGAAUGCUCUUCCCCAACGUUAAUAGCGAACGCGUUCGAUAACACAGUGCACGAUAACUUCACCACCGAAGUGGUUUUGUCCGACCAAAUGUUGCUGAAAAAAUCUGCCAAAAGCGUUUCAUCGAAAGUGCACAAGAAGCCAAUCAGCGAGCUGAUGUUGCGACGUUGCAACUUCAUCAUGGAGCUGGUGAAGCAAGACGAAGCAAUCGAACCACGGUCGAUUUUAAAAAGUUUGAAACUGGCAGAGCUGGCAGUCGGCAAUCAGUAUACGGCCUGCAACAAAUCGUUAAUGCGUCUGAUCGCUCGACUUGCUGCCGACAAGCUGGUGCAGAUCGCAAACGUAACACUGAAGCGCGAGGAUCGCGAAUUUCGUCUCGUCUACAUUUGCGAUCCCAAAAUAACGGCCGAUCAUCCCGGACUACUGUCGAAGCUGGCUAUGGCGAAGUCGAGAAUCGUGCUGCAGCAAACGCAAACCACGGCUACCGAUCAGGAGUCAGCGGUGCGUGCACCGGAGGAACUUCGUGGAUACCAUGGUUGUUUGCCAAAGUGUCCGCGCAUGAAGCUAUAUCACGAAUAUCUAUUCUAUACGGCGCACGUUCAGCCAAGGGAUGCCCGCGAGCUGGACAUAAACGAUCUGGAAUCGAUCAAUCUGCACGGUAUAGAUUUGAACGAAAUAUCCCCUAUAUACAGUGAUACGAACGAUUGGCGAAUGUUUAUUCCACCACUGAAUUUGUACGACGGGUACGGUGUCGGUUGGGUGUUACUGACCGAUGUGGUCGUACGUAUGCCAAUGUUUGUCUUUUGCUCGAUCUGUUCGUACUCCUUUUACACACCGGCGCUCGAUUACUAUCUGAACCAUCCGAUACGGAAGUACACGCUACUGAAGGAUCUACCGGAUGCGGUACGGAUGCAGCUGUUACAGAGACGUCGCUACAUAUACGCGAUUCUGGACAUUACGAAACUGUUGUGUUACGCGGGCCUUCUGCAGAUGGGGCCUCAGUUGCGCAAAACACGCGAUCAAACGUACGUGUAUUUGAACCAAAAUGCUUGCCUGCUGAAUACGACCGGGUCGAAGGACAGCUACCAUGAAAUUGAGGCACGCAAAUAUCCGACGAUACAGUUCCGCCUAGAAACGAUGGACGACGUGCAGGAGUACUGGGAGCGGUUGUAUGAAAUAGCGAUUUCAACGCGAUUAAACUCGCGCAACACAGCCAUCGGACGGGUAGUGUUUGUGCAGCAGCUAAAUGCAAAAGCCGCCAUGGUGGAUGCACUUCGCGUACAAACGGAAGAAACGGUCCGGCUCAAUGAUUUGCCCGGUCAGUUGCCGCACGGAGAUGCAAAGGGUGCUGCCGGCUUUGAUACAGCUAUGUUUAUGCAUCUCAAAACGAACUGGCAGAAGAUAAUGAACACCUCCGACUAUCGGCACCGGCUCGACAAACACCGGUUGAAGAUCGUUCGACGAUCGGUAAAGAUGAAGAAAAAGCAGGCUGAAGGGGCCGCCGGCACAGCAAACAGCGGCACUGCCGCAGAUCAAACAAAUUCACCUGGCGUUAUUUUGACGGUAGCACGGAAAAUGCGCAAAAAUCAAAUCCGGAAGCGCGUCAUUAAGCCGCGCAAACAAUCGCAGCGGUUUCAGCGCCAGUGCUACGACGAGGUAGACAGAACGGCACUGAGAUCGAUGAUAAACUUGCGCGUUAAGUGGACACGGGCCGAGGAUCAAAUACUGGUGCUGUGCCGCGUCGCGCAAUUGUACAUGUUUCCCAGCCUAACCAUAAGCUGCCCGAUCAAUUCGACCAUCUUCCGGGAUGUGCUGCAUUGGGCGAAUGUGCGUUCCGUAAACAAAACAUCACGUGCCUGCCAAAGGCGUGUGCUGUAUAUGGUGAAGAAAGUGCCUGGAGUGGCGGACACUAUACGGACCUGCCUGGAAGAAGCGAAGCAGAAUGCGUUAAUCACGGAACGCUUUGGGCCGGGAUUUGCUCAAAAGUUGCGCGAACGAUUCGAGGAUGUCGAAGAUUAUAUGGUGGCCGUUCGUAUCCAUUUCGUGCAGUUGGUGCACAUGGUCCGACAGCUCUGUUCCAAUAUGGUACGGGGUAAUGAUAAUGGCAGUGGAUAUGUAAUGCCACGGGCACAAAGACGUACGGAGGCACCGCGCAAGACCACGCUUCGCAUUCCAGCCACUAUCGAUGAGCUGUACCGGAAGUUCAACGUAACCGAUACGAGUAGUAUCGGGAAGCAACUAAACUAUGGCACAGAUCCAACCACCUUACAGGAACUGCAAAUGUACAAGCUAACCAUUCUCAUGCACAGCGCCGUUACUUACGGACGUACGACCGAGCCACUGCAGAACGUGUAUCGUGAAUACUCGGAAAGCAUCUUGACCGGUGCGAUGCGUCUGAUGCGUAAUUACCAUCUAGUUUCGCUAAAUAAGAAGCUGAAGGGCGUUGGAACGAAAUUGCUCGUAACGCACACAUCAACGGCGGAGGAUCGCGAGCUGUACCACGUGUCGAUACAUUACCAGCAGCAGCUAAUGACAUCGCUUUCGUUCGAUUUGUUUUUGCCCAUUUUUGGCCAGUACAUGCAGCUGCUCGAUCGGGUACGGUACGACGAGAUGUACGCGUACGAUGACGAAGCGCAGGGUUUGGUAUUGCUGCUCAGCGAACUGCUCGCUACCGGGCGGGUCGACGUGCAGAUCGAUCAAGAAGCUAACUACAUUGGGGUGCGUGCAGACACGAAGGAAAAGGUCCCAUUUUACUCGGAUGUGUUGAAUCCUUUAGCCGAACAGGAAACCGGAUCGGGACAGGAGGAAGCGAGCGGCUCCAAAAAAAUGUCUCCCAAACCGGUCCCCUUUAAAACGCCCAUCGAGCGGAGUAAACCAGCAUCAAACAAACUUCGGUUUUCCUCACAAAAAGAUUGCACCUUCCAGUACGUAUCGCAUCCGGUGGAAAAGUUACUAAAGUUACCAAUAGAAUACUUUCACUUUUUCUGCCUGCUGGAGCAACUGCAAGUGUCGGAUCGGCGUUUGAUUGUACAGACGUUUAAGAUCGACGAUACGCAGCCGGUAAACUGUUCGCUACCCAACUGUGUCUGCGCCUCGUCCACCAAAGCUGGUGGAUCGCGAAAUGUCGAUCUUGUCGGGCGUUGUCUAUCGAUGGUACGCGGACGAGAGGAUCUGUUGGCGCGCAUUAAGCAACAUGCGACGGAUCGAUCGCAUCGAAAGAACCGAGUCGAUGUUUCGAUGAUGUUCGAAAUUCGCGAGGAGAAUUUGCUACUGUUCUUCGUCAGAUACAUCGUAGAGUUUCAGCAGCGCUGGAUCGAAAAGCAAAAGCGUGACGUGAAUCGGCAGAACCGGUCAAUGCAGGGACUCGAUCGAAGUACGAUCAAUAUGGUAGAAUUAAUUGACGAAUGUCUACACUUUGAUGGUGAAUUUCCCGAGUACAAUUGGCUCGAUCGGUACGAGAUGUCCAACGUGGUUGAGGAUGAGGAUGUCGGUGAAACAGAACAGGGUGACGACCGUACGUACGACAAUCUGCGAGCGCUAAGCGAGAAGGUGUUUAAGCUACACAACUUCUAUGAAGUCAUGCUGAUGAAGGUGCACAUACGCCUGAGAACAACAUCAUUGAUCGACAAGUUCGGUGCAAAUGCUCUUGCCGAUCGAGAGCCGUACGGUCAGUGGAAUGUGCCACGCUGCUUCCUGCCGGACGGUGCAAAGCGUCGCCGUGAUCUGCUAGUGAAGCUUACAAGCGAUGCUGUGUGGCCCACGAUGGAGCAACUCGAACGGCCUCUGCACGAAGCGAUGUCGGUAAUCGAACGGAAUGCUAAUGCGAGUGCGCUGCUUGCGUACAUUGAGUCGAAACAGAAGCUCGGUGCGAGUGUGCUUGAUCUGGCGCUAAACUUUCCAAACCACGCGCAAUUGAAGCAGCUUUUGCAGGUACUGUGUGGCUUUAAGCUGCUACUGCGUACCGGUUUCCGUACCAUUACCUAUGUUCACUGGCAGUUUGUCGAAGAGUGGCUUACGAAGGCACCGGUGCCGGAAGUUAAGGAACACCCGGAAGAUCAACCGUCCAGUUCGGUACCGGUAGCAGCAGAGACGAGCAAAGGCAACAAGCGAAAGGGUGCCGCACUGUUGGAUGCAGAACAGAGCAGUGCCAAGCGGGCGAAAGGAAAUACAGCGGCAGUGAACCGCCAGGAUAAUUCGGAUAGCAAAACCCCUGCGAGAAAGAAUCAACGAAAGUAUAUGCUGUUGGCGAUGGCACCCUGGAUAAGAAUUGAUGGUCUAAUUAACAAGCGUUUGCUGUUCCGUUGGCUAACUUCAAUAUUGCUCUACUGUGUGGCUCAUCCGGGCGUACCGCUGAAUGUCCUUUCCGUGCGAUUUAACAUGAUGCCCCCGUUUCAUUUGAGACAGCUGUUGGAGAUGCUGCAAAAUUACGGUUGCAUUAGUCUGCAUUCAAUGGAAUGCACAGUAAAGAAAACGAUUUUCACCGUUUACUCGUCAGUGACUGUUGUACCGGCGACGGAGUUUCUGCCCGACGAACAAACCUACGUAGACGUCGCACCGGAUGCGCUGAGUACGCUUUCGCUUUGCAUUGGUGAAAAUCGCAAGUACGGUCAAGAUAUUUACGAUCCGAUGAGAAAAAAUCCGUAAGCUUAAUUAGGUAUGUGUAUUUAAUUUUAAAAUAAUAAAAAUAGCUAAAACAUGAUUGAUCAAGCAGUAGAAUAAUAAAUGUUUGAUUGAAGGAUAAAUCGAGUCUUUAAU